Messenger RNA from Elgaria multicarinata webbii, 933 nucleotides. RefSeq names its product olfactory receptor 51I1-like. Gene Ontology annotation, molecular function: olfactory receptor activity; G protein-coupled receptor activity. Gene Ontology annotation, cellular component: plasma membrane. Gene Ontology annotation, biological process: G protein-coupled receptor signaling pathway. The transcript has a single exon. The record is from RefSeq and is a predicted model, not a curated record. Lineage: Eukaryota; Metazoa; Chordata; Lepidosauria; Squamata; Anguidae. Bases 1 to 933 code for a protein of 310 amino acids.
AUGGAAGAGCUCAACCUCACCGGCUUCCAGCCUGCCACGUUCCACCUCACCGGGUUCCCGGGCCUGGAGCCUGCCCACCGUUGGAUCGCCAUCCCCUUCUGCGCACUGUACGCCACUUCCAUCGCCGGGAACUGCGCCGUGCUCGCCGUCGUCCGCAGGGACCCGCGCCUUCACGAGCCCAUGUACCUCUUCCUGUGCAUGCUGUCCUUCAACGACCUGGGCGUCUCCCUCUCCACCCUGCCCACGGUGCUCGCCCUCUUCUGCUUUGGUCUCAGCGACGUGGCCUUUGACGCUUGCCUGGCCCAGAUGUUCUUCAUCCACUCCUUCUCCUUCAUGGAGUCAGGGAUCCUGCUGGCCAUGUCUUUGGACCGCUUCGUCGCCAUCUGCAGCCCCCUUCGCUACGCGUCUACCUUGACCAACGCCCGGAUCGGCCGGAUUGGCCUGGCCAUCGCCCUCAAGAGCACCGCCAUGCUCUGCCCCUUCCCUUUCCUCAUCAAGCGCCUGCCCAUCUGCAAGUCCAACGUCCUUUCCCACGCAUACUGCCUCCACCCAGACAUGAUGCGACUGGCGUGCGCCGACAUCACUGUCAACAACAUCUACGGCUUCUUUGCCAUCCUCUUCACCUAUGGGUUGGACUCCAUGUUUAUCAUUUUCUCCUACAUCAUGAUCCUGAAGACCGUCUUGAGCAUCGCAUCCCGGGAUCAGCGGCGCAAGGCUCUGAACACCUGCAUCGCGCACAUCUGUGCUGUUCUCUCGUUUUAUGUCCCCAUCAUCGCUGUCUCUGUCCUACACAGGUUUGGUAAAAAUGUCCCUUCUGUUGCUCACAUCCUGAUGUCCAACGUCUACCUCUUUAUCCCUCCAUUGCUGAACCCCAUCAUCUACAGUGUCAAAACCAAAGAGAUCCGGAAGGGGUUCUCCAGAAUGUUUUCGUGA